Messenger RNA from Aspergillus japonicus CBS 114.51, 707 nucleotides. Its product is annotated as ACT domain-containing protein. The coding region runs from base 134 to 556 and encodes 140 amino acids. The transcript has a single exon. NCBI's taxonomy places the organism in Eukaryota, Fungi, Ascomycota, Eurotiomycetes, Eurotiales, Aspergillaceae. The record is from RefSeq and is a predicted model, not a curated record.
ACAACACCAGGUAUCAAACCAGCAAGUGCUGCUAGCUCCGACUGCCAAGUCACAAACCAGAGCCACUACGACAGCACAUCAAUCAGUCUUACUGAACGCCACGACCACCACCACCACCACCACCACCACCACAAUGGCUCCCGGUGAAACAGAUCUCCAAAUUCUUCUUUCCAAACUCGAGCCCAUCCUCUAUCCUGAUACUUUCGUCUUCCUCACUCUUCCUAAAAUACCAGUCUCUGCAGCGAGCCAAGAUGUGCAAGCACUACAGCCACAACUUCUCUUCCAGGAAGCGGAGGGUACCACACUCGUCCUCACACGCGAAAAGGCCAUCGCGCACGGCUUCACCGACUACGUGUUUCCGAGCCGCAUGAUCUCCCUCAGCGUGCACUCGAGUCUCGAGGCAGUGGGGCUGAUCGCUGCCAUCAGCGCACGACUCCGGGAUGCCGGGGUCAGUGCCAAUGUGGUCAGUGGGUUCUAUCAUGAUCAUGUCUUCGUGCCCGAGGGGAAGGAGGGGGUUGCGAUGCGGGUUAUUGGAGGGAUGUCGCGGGGUGAUUGAUAGAUGGGGGAGGUUUGAGGUUGGUGGGCUUAGCUAGCGUUUGAUGCUUCCACCCUGGAAGGGAACAUGUGGCUGUAUAUAAGUACUAGUAGACACGUUAUAUUGUUGCUAAGUUGUGCUGACUACGAUGGACGUGAUUGGUAGGGUGGGG